Messenger RNA from Jaculus jaculus (lesser Egyptian jerboa), 2306 nucleotides. It is a transcript of the gene Il21r, whose product is annotated as interleukin 21 receptor. Gene Ontology annotation, biological process: immunoglobulin mediated immune response; cytokine-mediated signaling pathway. The record is from RefSeq and is a predicted model, not a curated record. The transcript has 8 exons. The coding region runs from base 7 to 1632 and encodes 541 amino acids. Gene Ontology annotation, molecular function: cytokine receptor activity; protein binding. NCBI's taxonomy places the organism in Eukaryota, Metazoa, Chordata, Mammalia, Rodentia, Dipodidae. Gene Ontology annotation, cellular component: external side of plasma membrane; membrane.
CUCAGCAUGCCACAGGGCUUGGCUGUCCCCUUGCUCCUACUGAUCCUCCAGGGAGGCUGUGGCUGCCCAAACCUCACGUGCUACACAGACUACCUCCAGACCAUCACCUGUUUGGUGGAGACAUGGGGUCUCCAUCCUGCCACACUCACUGUCACCUGGGAAGAUGAGUUCGAAGAACUGGAGGACGAGGUUACCUCCUGCAGCCAGCACUGUUCCGGCCACAAUGCCACACAUGCACAGUGCACGUGCCGCAUGCCUGUGAUUGACUUCAUGCCCGACGACAUGUUCAGUGUCAACGUGACAGACCCUCUCGGCAACAACUCCCAGAAGUGCGGCAACUUUGUUCUGGCUCACAGCAUCAAGCCAGCUCCUCCUUUCAAUGUGACCGUGACCUUCUCAGGACACUAUAAUGUCUCCUGGUGCUCGCAUUAUGAAGACUCUGCCUCCUACGUGCUACGGGGCAAACUGCAGUAUGAGCUUCAGUACCGGAACCUAGGGGACCCCUUGUCUCUGAGUCCGGUGACCAAGCUGAUCUCAGUGGACACAAACCAUGCCUCUCUCCUUCCUGGGGAAUUCCGCAAAGACUCCAACUACCAGCUGAGGGUGCGGGCAGCAACCCAGCCAGCAUAUUUCCAGGGGACCUGGAGUGAGUGGAGUGACCCAGUCAUCUUUCAGACCCAAGCUGAGGAGCACCGAGCAGGCUGGGACCCUCACCUGUUGCUACUCUUCCUGGUUGGCUUGGCUCCCAUUCUGGCCUUCUUGGGCCUGAAGAUCCACCUGCCUUGGAGGCUGUGGAAGACAGUGUGGGCACCAGUGCCCAGCCCAAAGCGCUUCUUUCAGCCCCUAUACAUGGACAAUGAUGGGAACUUCAAGAAAUGGGUGGGCACCCCUUUCACAGCCUCCAGCCUGGAGCUGGCACCCUGGAGUCCUGUGAUACAUUCAGACCUGCAGAUGUGUGAUAACUGUCAGUCCCUGAGUCCAGUCAAGGGCCUGAAGCCUCCGGAGGCACCAGAGCCGGUAGAGCAGCUGGAGUGUGAUGGAGUCUGUGAGCCUGGCUACUGGGGCCCAGCCCCCUCCGCAGCUGGCAGCCCAGGGUGCUCAGCCUACACCAAGGAGAGGGACCGGCCGUAUGGCCUGGUGUCCAUUGACACAGUGACUGUGGGGGAUGCAGAGGGUCUAUGUGUCUGGCCCUGCAGCUAUGGGGAUGAAGGCUACCCAUCCCUGAUCCUGGAUGCUGGCCUGGAGCCCAGCCACAGCCAGAAGGACCUGUUCUCAGUCUCUGGAACUAUGUUCCUGUCCUAUGGCUGUGUCUCAGGCAGUGGUCCUGGGCUGGUAGGACCCUCAGGCAGCCUCCUAGACAGGCUGAGGCAGCCCCUCUCUGAGGAGGAAGACUGGGCUGUGGGGCCACCCUGGGAAAGCAGGUCCCUGAGAGGGGUCUCUGAAAGUGAGGCAGGCUCACCACCUGGUCUGGACAUGGACACCUUUGACAGUGGUUUUGUGGGCUCAGAUUGCGGCAGCCCUGUAGAGUGCGACUUCACUGGACUCCACAAUGAAGAGCCACCUCGGAGCUAUAUCCGCCAGUGGGUGGUCAGGACCCCUCCAUCUAUGGACACUGUGCCCCAGGCCAACUAGCCAUACUGACUGGCGAUGUGAUGUAAAGAAGCCAGCAGCCUGUGGUCUCCAGGUGGUCCUCUGAGCCCAAUGUGUACAGUGCAUAUGUGCAUGUGAGUGUGUACAUGUGUGUGUGUAUGCAUAUGAGUAGGUACAGCUUUGAUGCAUUGGCCUAUUCACACGUGUGAGUAGCAAUGUUCCUCAUGGACUUAGGCCUCAGCUGCUUCCCCUGUGACCAUGUGGGUGGCCGCAGUCAGCUUUCAAGCAAAUGUCAGGCUGCUUCCUGGGACACUCACGACAGAUGCCAAACCUCAUCUCUGAGACCCCAUUUCUCCAUGCCCAAGAAGUCUAGGCUGUAAUUAUUGCUGUUCCUCAGGGAAGGAACAGAAAACUUUGGGGUCCUAGUGGUAUAGGUCAGAGUCCUAGCUUUGAUAGCUCCUGGUUGUCUAACCUGGAGCAAGUCCACCUCACUGGACAGCAGCAUUGGCAUGGCCUGCUCUGGCUCAGGCAGGCAUGGUCUCUGUCACAUCAGCCCUCUGUCUUCCUGUCUUCUGUGGGCUUCCAGGACUGGGUGCAUGCCCAGAGUGGGUGGAGGUAAGCAGCGGCCCAUACAGACAGCCUGGGCACCUGUGGGGCAUCCCCCUCAUGCCUAGGGCACCUGGGGGUCUCCAGACUUGUUCCCACUCAGCCUUGUC